GGGAGAGAGAGAGACGCAGCGGAUGCUGAUGACGGAUCCUCACUGAGAGGAUGCUAUCGAUCGGGCUCGCUGAUGCUCUCCCCUCCAGUUUGAUAAACAUGCUGAUGUGCGCAAUUACACCUUUCCUGCUCCUCACUGGCUUAUUGACGAAGGUAAUGUGAGCAGCGGCCGCACAACGCAUGGGAAACCCGAGUCAUCAAUGCAGAACCCCUCAGCGCUAUUCGGGAUGGUCAGCCACUGUCAGACCCCAACUUUCACAGACUUCACCGGCUUGUCGCUGUCCGUGUACGGAGCCAAGACAGCGGACAUCUGUGCGCGCAGAGCCGGGAGCGGUGGUUUCGGAUCGCAGAUUUGCCGGAGCUCCCAUGACACCCCGACUCACAUGAGCUGCGCCAGCCCAAAGAGACUCAGCGUGUCCGAAGAAAAAGCGCAUCUGUCAGCCAAAGCUCCGCGCUCGUGCCUCUCGCUCCCACCAGCGCAAGUGAACGGUGCCUACUGCUCAGAGAAGGAUUUAGACACGGAGCUGGGUGAUGCUGAGGGCACCCUGAUGCGAUGUGGGCAGAGUUUGCCACUGCUGGUGGGGGGUCAUUUAGGGGGGCUUUAUACCCAGAGCCUCCACUGCGACAGACCUACGCCCGACCUCAUCCUGCACGACGGCCCUCACCAAGACACCAGAUCCUCCUCUGCCUUCCAGAGGACCCUGCCAGGGGCCUCAGCCAGCCUGAGCUGCGGCGGUGCCAAUGGGGCUCGCUCCUCUCUCCCUUACCCAAUCAAACAGGAGAACUCAAUGGGCUACAAGAUCUCCAACACGGGGUCCGCGGUCCAUAGCACGUCUCAGGCGGGUUUUCAGAACUGUGCGGCAGGCCAUGUAUUGGGGAUGACAAGGGAUGAGAUAGUUGGAGUGCCACAUGUUAGCAGCAACAGUAGUGGCGUUGGCACAGUGAGUGAUGUCGGUAGCGCUGUGUCAGCGGACGCAGUGCAACCGUUUAAUAAUGAAGAUGGCCCCUCCCCAUUGGCUUUGUCCCCAACUGGCUCCCGUCAUUCAGCGCGGCUGCUCAAUGCUAGCAGUCUGAGGAGACGCUGCCUGUCUCUGGCCUCACAGUCCACGGCCGCUGCUGGCAGCGUUGCUGCCACAGGUUCCCCGUCGGCUACUGGUGCUGAUCUCUCUGAGGAGAUCAAUAUCACCGCCAUCGUCUGCUCCUCCUCCCAGAUGUCGAUGGUUGCCUGCGUCAACGGUUUUCGCACUAACGUCUCGCCCAGCCACACCAGCAGUGCCGGCUUCUCCUCCUCUUCCUCCUCCUCUUCUACAUCCCCACCCUCUAACUCCUGCUCACGGGAAGCCCCCCAGAGGCCCCCACCUCACGGCAGCCCCCAGCAGGCCACGCUACAGGAGAGCUGUCAGCUAUCCUCACCUGCCACCUGCCUGCUGUCUCUUUCCUCCUCCUCCUCUUCGUCUUCCUCUUCAGUGUCAUCAGUGGAGCCGGAGCAGGGCCAAGGGCAGAGCCAGGGGCUGUGUGAGGAGCGGGGCUCCAUGCUGCAGGGGCGUGGGGCUGGAGGAACAGCUGGGGGAAGUGUGGGAGGAGGGGGAGGAGGGGGCUCAGACGGGUUGGGGCUACUGAUGAGUGGGUCCCUGAUGUCUGGGAUGCUGCAUUCGGGGCCUGAAGCUGGGGCUCUCAUGGACGGGGGCCAAAGAUCAGGGGCUGCCCUCAAACAGGAGCCCCUGGAUGAUUUUUCUCCUAGUGAAGACGAACUCUUUCAGCACCACUAUCAUCAUCACCAUCACUUGAGUGGUCGUAGCGGGCACCUUCGUCAGCCUCACCACCCGUCUCGCCCCGCUAUGCCUCCGCCCUACCACCUGCACCAAUACGUUGGGCCCAGUCCUGGGGGUCUUCUGCACCACCAGAGCCAGCAAACAGCACCAACCUCUUCCCUGGGACUCAAACCGAACACUGGAGGCCCUCCUGGGUCUCACGCAGCCCCAGAGCGGGAAGAAGUCGGAGGAGGAGUGCUGGUCGAUAAGCAGGUGUGUCGCUGGAUUGACUGCAGUGCUGCGUACGAGCAGCAGGAGGAGCUUGUGAGGCAUAUUGAGAAGGUCCACAUUGACCAGCGCAAAGGAGAGGACUUCACCUGUUUCUGGGCCGGCUGCAUUCGCCGCUACAAGCCCUUCAACGCCCGCUACAAGCUGCUCAUUCACAUGAGAGUCCACUCCGGAGAGAAGCCUAACAAGUGUAUGUUCGAGGGCUGCAACAAAGCGUUUUCACGUCUGGAGAACCUGAAGAUCCACCUGAGGAGCCACACAGGAGAGAAGCCGUACCUGUGCCAGCACCCUGGCUGCCAGAAAGCUUUCAGCAACUCCAGCGACCGCGCCAAGCAUCAGCGCACUCACCUGGACACGAAACCAUAUGCAUGUCAGAUCCCCGGCUGUACCAAGCGCUACACAGAUCCCAGCUCCCUACGCAAACAUGUCAAGAUCCACUCAGCCAAAGAGCAACAGGUGCGUAGAAAGCUUCGGCCAUGUCCUCACCUGGAGCAGGACGUCCUGAGUGACUGCCUGUCCAUGCAGCAUCUCCAGAGCUCCACCUCCUCGCAGCAUCUCUACAACGGCAAAGAUGGUCGUUCUCCUGGACUGGGCCAAGACAUCUUCACAGGCCUGUACGCUGGCUCCAGCACCCCCCAUCACAGCGCCUCAGUGGAGCUCCUCUCCCCGACCCCCAACCCCACCUCCGUCUCCACCACUGACCUGCCCUCCCGACAACACCGACUGGACCGGGACCUCGGCAGCCCCCAUCACCUGUCCCCGCUGGCUGCCAUGGACGGCACAAGAGACGGUGUGUCGGGUCCCCUCCUGUCUCCGGGGAUGAAGGGAACAGGAACGCCGCCUCCUCCUCCUCCUCCUCCUCCUCCUCCUCUGGAGAAACAGCAUGUCCACCCUCACCACAAGCCCUACUCUCACUAUCACCAUCAUCAGUCUGCCAACGACGAAUACCAAGGCAGCUUUCAGAGCUGCUUCCAUUUCGGAGACUCCUACAGGAUGGAGCAGACGGUCGGUGGUGUCCACGUCCCAGGAGAUUCUCACGCCUACACUUCCCAUCAACACAAUGGCUUCCACAUGUCAACUAGCAACAAUGGCACUGCAGGUUUCAACCUGACCCAGGAGCUUCAGGGCGGUGCAGGGUGCCAGUUCUCCUCCAGCCCUGAGGAGAGCAUCUUCUUCCAGGUGGGCAACUUUGACCGCAGCAUGAGCCACAUGUCCUCUGUCUACACGGAGACAUAGAGCAACACUGGAGCAGGGCACGCUUCACCACACCCAUCUUCUCAUACUUGGAUCCUCUUUUCUCUUCUUCCUGAUACUACAGUAUCUGAACGGCUGAAAUGCAAACAUCAAAGUAUGUAAGAACAGCGGUUCUUAACCUUUAAGGCUUUUGACCCUUUAAAACAGAUGUCUGGUCAUCAGUUGCUUAUGGUUUCCAG
Messenger RNA from Epinephelus lanceolatus (giant grouper), 3471 nucleotides. RefSeq names its product GLIS family zinc finger 1b (gene glis1b). Lineage: Eukaryota; Metazoa; Chordata; Actinopteri; Perciformes; Serranidae. Gene Ontology annotation, molecular function: DNA-binding transcription factor activity, RNA polymerase II-specific; RNA polymerase II cis-regulatory region sequence-specific DNA binding. Gene Ontology annotation, cellular component: nucleus. The record is from RefSeq and is a predicted model, not a curated record. Gene Ontology annotation, biological process: regulation of transcription by RNA polymerase II.